Cannabis sativa is the source of this 1259-nucleotide messenger RNA. RefSeq lists its product as uncharacterized. The record is from RefSeq and is a predicted model, not a curated record. Lineage: Eukaryota; Viridiplantae; Streptophyta; Magnoliopsida; Rosales; Cannabaceae. The transcript is spliced from 6 exons. The coding region runs from base 121 to 963 and encodes 280 amino acids.
UUAUGAAAAGUUCAAAGGAACUCAUCUCAAUUCUCACCUGACAAUGAUGUCAUCAAUACAUUUCUCUUCUCUGCCUCAGUAGAGCAACACAACAGUAGUUGAAGAAAUAAGGAAACAAAAAUGUCCAAUAAUUAUGCACACCAAACCCUAGCACAAAUGGAAGAAGAAGAAGAAGAAGGAGGAGGAGGAGGAGGAGGAGUUGUACAGAGAAGCUCUGAUAACGAUGACAACAGUGACCUAUCACACGAGUGGGCCACCAUGGCUCGAGCUUGGCUCUGUGCCUUCGCCCAAGCCAAAGCUGUGUCCAUGGCCGAAGUCGAGGCAUGGAUUGACUCUAAUCUUGAUUCUAUUCCUGAAGGCAUUAAAUCAAUGCCUCGUCCUGAUCUCUGUCAAAGACUUAUUUCUAUUCAAAAUUGCAUAAGACUCCCCGUUGCUCCCACCCCCAUUCAGGAAAAAGAAGAUAAUCAAGCUGAUAUCCCACACGCUAGAUUUCAACGAACUGAUCAGUGGAGACCAGUUUAUUCGUGGCUGGAAUCUUUAGACAAAGAUGAGGUGGUUAAAUCUAAAGAUAUUAUUGACUGGCUUACUGAGAACCCAGAAGUCCAGGAACAGUUAUGCUCUAGACAUUCUAGGUACCAUUUGAUGCAUUACAUAAAAAAGUGCCAUAUGAAGAUCCUCAAGAGGAAGGAUAAGAGGAAGGGGAGUCAGCAGACUGAUAAACCAGCAUCUCAAAAGGGGUUGCAGCAGUCUGAGAAACCAGUGUCUCUAAAGGUUAACAAAGAUGUGGUGAUGAAACAACCAACCCGUCCAGUCGUGCAUCUAAGCAACAAUGCAAUUGAUCUACCGAAAGAUAGUGAUGCAUAUUUGGCCAAGCAAAAGGAAGCAUUGCAGAAAUAUGAGAUUUUAGUGGAGUUGGAGAAGUUACUUUCCCAAUCUUUGAAGCAUCAAGAACUAAUCAAAUGAAGAAUUUUGAGUAUCAGCAUGUAAAGGUUUCCAAGAUCCAGUUGUUUGAUAAUCAUACUUUGAACCUAGAAAAACUGGUCCCAAAGUUUGUAUGUUUAGCCUCUCUGUAGAUUUAAAAAGCAUUCUAAGGCUGAAAACUGAAUGCCAUAUCGAGUUGUCCCCAAUUUUCCCUCCUCCUUGACUGAAAUUGCCAGAUUUGCUAACUAAUGAUAAUCAGGAAGAAAAGAAAUGUAGUACUUAUUAGAUUAUUUUAAUACAUUUAGUUUAACUUAUUAUUUUGGUUUUCAUUGACUAAA